CCCGUGCGCUCAUGAAUAUUAACCGAGCCUGCGGCCUAGCGCGUCCCGCCGGGGCCCGCGCCCGGCCCGCGUACCCGCUCUUGCGCGCGCCGCGCCUCGGGAGCCGGGCCGAGCGGGGCGGGAAGGGAAAGGUCUCUGGGAGCUGACGCUCGAGCCUCCGCGACCCGCUCAGAUUCCUCUGGGACUCGGGAGGAGCCCUGGGAGCAGGGGGACCGCUUUCUGCAGUUGGCCUCACUAGCUGCCAAGAAGACCUGUCUUUGUUUUUUCCGUCUCGAGAAAUGGACGAAGACUGUGGAGUCCGUUGAAGUCCGAAGAAAUCAUCAGGGCGUUUUGAAGGGGCUUCCUAAAAACACUCGUUCCCUGGCACAUUGUUUCACCAGCCCUGCCUCUCCUCGGAACCUGGUGUGGAAUUCUUCCCAUUUUGGUGUAUGGUGGCAUUUUCCCCCCAAUGUGGACUCCAAAGGGUUGGUCCCUUCUUUGUAAUUUGAAAUGAAAUGAUGGCCACACGUCGGACUGGUCUGCCGGAGGGAGAUGGUGACAAGCUCCAGGACUGCGGGUCCCCCGCCUGUGAGGUAUCAAAAAGUAAAGAUGGAAAAGAGCAAAUUGAAACCGUGUCACCAUCCGAAGAUGAAACCUUCUCCUGGCCGGGUCCCAAGACAGUGAUGUUGAAGAGAACAUCUCAGGGCUUUGGUUUCACAUUAAGGCAUUUUAUUGUUUAUCCCCCAGAGUCUGCAAUUCAAUUUUCAUAUAAGGAUGAAGAAAAUGGCAACAGGGGAGGAAAACAAAGAAACCGCUUGGAACCAAUGGACACCAUCUUUGUUAAACAAGUUAAAGAAGGAGGGCCUGCGUUCGAAGCCGGCUUAUGCACAGGUGACCGAAUUAUAAAAGUCAAUGGAGAAAGUGUUAUUGGAAAGACCUAUUCCCAAGUAAUUGCUUUGAUUCAGAACAGUGAUACAACAUUGGAACUUAGUGUUAUGCCAAAAGAUGAAGACAUUCUCCAAGUGCUACAAUUUACAAAGGAUGUCACAGCUCUGGCGUAUUCUCAAGAUGCCUACCUAAAAGGCAAUGAAGCUUACAGUGGCAAUGCCCGCAAUAUACCUGAACCUCCACCGCUUUGCUAUCCCUGGCUGCCAUCCGCCCCGUCAGCCAUGGCACAGCCAGUUGAAAUAUCUCCUCCAGACUCAUCAUCGAGCAAACAGCAAACCAGUACACCAGUACUGACGCAACCCGGCAGGGCCUAUAGAAUGGAAAUACAAGUGCCUCCAUCACCAACAGAUGUUGCAAAGUCAAACACGGCAGUGUGUGUUUGCAAUGAGAGUGUAAGGACUGUCAUUGUACCUUCUGAGAAGGUUGUAGAUUUAUUAACUAGUAGAAACAACCACACAGUUCCUUCACACAGGACUGAAGAAGUGAGGUAUGGCCUAAGUGAGCAGACCUCCUUAAAAACAGUGUCAAGAACCACAUCACCAUCCUCAUCCAUUCCCACGGCCCAUCUAAUUCAUCAGACUACAGGCCCCAGGUCGUUGGAAGCUUCUGGGAUUUUACUUAAAUCUGGCAAUUACAGUGGACAUUCAGAAGGAAUCUCAAGCAAUAGAUCUCAGGCUGUGGAUUCUCCUUCUGCAUCUGUUAACCACUAUUCUCCAAAUUCCCAUCAGCACAUAGACUGGAAAAACUAUAAAACUUACAAAGAGUAUAUCGAUAACAGACGAUUGCACAUAGGUUGUCGGACAAUUCAAGAAAGAUUAGAUAGUUUAAGAGCAGCAUCUCAGGGCACAGCAGAUUAUAACCAGGUGGUACCGAACCGCACUACUUUGCAGGUACGACGUCGAAGCACCUCUCAUGAUCGAGUGCCCCAGUCGGUUCAGAUUCGGCAACGCAGUGUGUCCCAGGAAAGGCUGGAGGAUUCUGUGUUAAUGAAGUAUUGUCCAAGAAGUGCGUCUCAAGGAGCACUGACGUCUCCAUCUGUUAGUUUUAGUAAUCAUAGGACUCGUUCUUGGGAUUAUAUUGAGGGACAGGGUGAGAGCUUAGAAAAUAAUUCUGAAAGUCAAAUACCUGAUUCAAAUGGAGAACGAAAACAGACUUAUAAGUGGAGUGGAUUCACUGAACAGGACGAUCGACGAGGUAUUUAUGAAAGACCGAGGCAGCAGGAAAUUCAUAAAUCUUUCCGAGGUUCCAAUUUUACUGUGGCUCCGAGUAUUGUUAAUUCUGAUAACAGGCGAAUGAGUGGCAGAGGAGUGGGAGCACAGUUUAAAAAAAUUCCAUCCGAUCUAAAGACAACGCAGUCAAACAGAAAUUUUCAGACUACUUGUGGAAUGUCACUGCCUCGAGGUGUUUCACAAGACAGGUCACCUCUUGUGAAAGUCCGAAGUAAUUCUCUGAAAGCGCCUUCUACGCAUGUCACAAAACCAUCCUUUAGCCAGAACUCGUUUGUUUCUAUCAAAGACCAAAGACCGAUAAAUCACUUGCAUCAAAACAGUCUAUUGAAUCAGCAGACGUGGUUAAGAACUGAAAGUGCGCCCGAUCACCAGGUGGAGACCGGGAAGCCCCCCACUUCAUCAGCGAGUGAGAACUCUGGCACUUCAGAUUUAGAGUUACCUGUCACUCAAAGCAAUCAGGAUUCAAAUUUACAAGAGGCUGAAAUUCAGCAGUCAAAUACUUUAGAUAAUAAAGAAACUGUCGUCCUGCGAGAAAAACCUCCAUCUGGUCGUCAAACACCGCAGCCUUUAAGGCAUCAGUCGUACAUCUUGGCAGUCAAUGACCAGGACACCGGGUCAGACACCACCUGCUGGCUGCCUAAUGAUGCGCGUCGAGAGGUCCACAUAAAACGAAUGGAGGAAAGGAAGGCCUCAAGUACCAGUCCGCCGGGCGAUUCCUUGGCGUCCAUCCCAUUUAUAGAUGAACCAACCAGCCCCAGCAUUGAUCAUGACAUUGCCCAUAUCCCCGCCUCUGCUGUCAUCUCAGCCUCUGCCUCCCAGGCCCCCUCUAUAGCGACAGUUCCUCCCAGCCUCACGACGUCAGCUCCUUUAAUCCGACGGCAGCUCUCCCACGACCAGGAAUCUGGUGGACCUCCCAGCCUGGAUGCCCAGCCCAGCUCAAAGACAGAAAGAUCAAAAUCAUAUGAUGAAGGCCUGGAUGAUUACAGAGAAGAUGCGAAAUUGUCCUUUAAGCACGUGUCUAGCCUGAAGGGAAUCAAGAUCACAGACAGCCAAAAGUCAUCAGAAGACUCGGGAUCCAGAAAAGAUUCUUCGUCAGAGGUUUUCAGUGAUGCUGCCAAAGAAGGGUGGCUCCACUUCCGACCACUUGUCACUGAUAAGGGCAAGCGAGUUGGGGGAAGCAUUCGGCCAUGGAAGCAGAUGUAUGUGGUGCUUCGGGGCCAUUCGCUUUACUUGUACAAAGAUAAAAGAGAGCAAAUGACUCCAUCUGAAGAAGAACAACCCAUCAGUGUUAAUGCCUGCUUAAUAGACAUCUCUUACAGUGAGACCAAGAGGAAAAAUGUGUUUCGACUUACCACAUCAGACUGUGAAUGCCUGUUUCAGGCUGAAGACAGAGAUGACAUGUUAGCGUGGAUCAAGACCAUCCAGGAGAGCAGCACUCUAAAUGAAGAGGACACUGGAGUUACUAACAGGGAUCUAAUUAGUCGAAGAAUAAAAGAAUACAACAGUCUGAUGAGCAGCAAAGCAGAACAGUUGCCAAAAACACCUCGCCAGACUCUCAGCAUCCGGCAGACUUUGCUCGGAGCCAAAUCAGAGCCAAAGACUCAGAGUCCACAUUCUCCCAAGGAAGAGUCGGAAAGGAAACUGCUCAGUAAAGAUGAUACCAGUCCACCAAAAGACAAAGGCACCUGGAGAAAAGGCAUUCCCAGUAUUAUGAGAAAGACGUUUGAAAAAAAGCCUACCGCCACUGGAACGUUCGGUGUCAGACUGGAUGACUGCCCGCCAGCUCAUACUAAUCGGUAUAUUCCAUUAAUAGUUGACAUAUGUUGCAAAUUAGUUGAAGAAAGAGGUCUUGAAUACACAGGUAUUUAUAGAGUUCCUGGAAAUAAUGCAGCCAUCUCAAGUAUGCAAGAAGAACUCAACAAAGGAAUGGCUGAUAUUGAUAUACAAGAUGAUAAAUGGCGAGAUUUGAAUGUGAUAAGCAGUUUAUUAAAAUCCUUCUUCAGAAAGCUCCCUGAACCUCUCUUCACAAAUGAGAAAUAUGCUGACUUUAUUGAAGCCAACCGCAAAGAAGAUCCUCUAGAGCGUCUGAAAACCUUAAAGAGACUAAUUCACGAUUUGCCCGAACAUCAUUAUGAAACACUGAAGUUUCUUUCGGCUCAUCUGAAGACAGUGGCAGAAAAUUCAGAAAAAAAUAAGAUGGAACCGAGAAACCUAGCAAUAGUUUUUGGUCCAACCCUUGUGAGGACAUCUGAAGAUAACAUGACCCACAUGGUCACUCACAUGCCAGACCAGUACAAGAUUGUAGAGACCCUUAUCCAGCAUCAUGACUGGUUUUUCACAGAAGAAGGUGCUGAAGAACCUCUUACAACAGUACAGGAGGAAAACACAGUAGACUGCCAGCCAGUGCCAAACAUAGAUCAUUUACUCACCAACAUUGGAAGGACAGGAGUCUCCCCUGGAGAUGUAUCAGAUUCAGCUGCUAGUGACUCAGCAAAAUCUAAGGGGUCUUGGGGAUCCGGAAAAGAUCAAUAUAGCAGAGAACUGCUUGUCUCCUCCAUCUUUGCAGCUGCUAGUCGCAAGAGGAAAAAGCCAAAAGAAAAAGCGCAACCGAGCAGCUCAGAAGACGAAUUGGACAAUGUAUUCUCUAAGAAAGAAAGUGCAGAACAGUGUCACAGUGAGACUAAAGAAGAGUCCAAGAAAGAGAGUGAGACAUGGGGCAGAAAACAAAGGAUCGUCAUUUCCAAAGAAAAUAGCGCUAAGAAAGACAUCAGUGCAACAAAAGAUGAAAAGAUAUCACUUCCAAAGGAGAGCAUGCCGUCUGAAGAACCCUCACCCCCACACAACUCAAAAUAUAACAAGUCACCAACUCUGAGCUGUCGCUUCACCAUCCUGAAGGAGAGCCCCAGAUUGCCGGGGACACAGAAGUCCUCCCAGUUUGAGGAGACAGGGUCUGACUCUGGCACUUUGCUCAGCACCUCCUCCCAGGCUUCUCUGGCAAGACAUUCCACGAAGAAGUCCACCAGUCCAGAAACUAAACAUAGUGAGUUUUUGGCCAACGUCAGCACCAUCACUUCAGAUUAUUCAACUACAUCAUCUACUACGUACCUGACUAGCCUUGACUCCAGCCGACUGAGCCCCGAGGUGCAGUCGGUUGCAGAAAGUAAGGGAGACGAAGCCGACGAUGAGAGAAGUGAACUGGUCAGUGAAGGGCGGCCUGUGGAGACGGAUAGUGAGAACGAUUUCCCUGUUUUUCCCACAGCUUUGACUUCCGAGAAGCUAUUCCGAGGAAAACUACAAGAGGUCACUAAGACAAGCCGGAGAAAUUCUGAAGGAAGCGAAGUAAGUUGUACGGAGGGAAGUUUAACCCCAAGUUUAGAUAGCCGAAGACAACACUUUAGUUCGCAUAAACUUAUUGAAUGUGACACCCUCUCCAGGAAAAAAUCUGCUAGAUUCAAGUCAGACAGCGGAAGUCUAGGAGAUGCCAAGAGUGAGAAAGACACACCUUCAAUAACUAAAGUGUUUGAUGUUAUGAAAAAAGGAAAAUCGACAGGGAGUUUGCUAACACCGACCAGAAGUGAACCAGAGAAACAGGAGCCCACCUGGAAAACGAAAAUAGCAGAUCGGUUAAAACUGAGACCCAGAGCACCAGCAGACGACAUGUUUGGAGUAGGAAAUCAGAAAACGAGUGCCGAGACGGCCAAAAGGAAAAACAUCAAACGCAGACAUACGCUGGGAGGGCACAGAGAUGCUGCUGAAAUCAGUGUUCUGACUUUCUGGAAAGCGCAGGAGCAGAGUGGGGAGAGAGAAUCUGAACUUUCAGCUGUGAAUCGGUUAAAGCCAAAAUGCUCAGCCCAGGACCUCUCCAUCUCAGACUGGCUUGCAAGGGAGCGCUUACGCACCAGUGCGUCGGACCUUAGCCGAGGAGAAACCGGGGACCCCCAGCCGGAGAACUCUAGCACAUUAGAAAUAGCCAUGACGGACCCCCCUCUGUCUUUUCAGUCCGACGCGGGCAGUUCUCCUGGUACCUUGGCUUCAACCAACAGGCCCCUUCUUUGCACACCACCACAGUCCCCUGACCAAAUAAACGGAGAAAGCUUCCAGAACGUGAGCCAAAAUGCUAGUUCUGCAGCUCUUGCCCAACCUCAUAAACUGUCUGAAACCCCAGGCAAUAAAGCACAGUUUCGUCCCUGUCUUUGAACCGGGGGUGUGUCCACUCUAGCAAAUAAAAAGCUACUGUUACACGUUCCAGUAACUCUGUAAAUAUUUUCUUGUACCAGAAUUGUUAUUAUGCAGCCUUCAUUUGGGCUGGUUUCAUCAUUUUGCACUGUGAAAUAGCUUUACAGUGCAUUACUACAGCCAGAAGAACAUAUAUAUAUAUUUAAAAAUAUAUCGGAUAGUUGUAUACAAAUGAGCGAGGUAUUUGUUGCAACUCACCACAUAGUGUAUACCCGAGAUUACUGAAGAAAAUAGCUGGCAUUAGUCUGCGGCAAAUUUGUUCUUUUGGUUUCAUCACUAACAAAAGUGCCUCAUCAUCAAAAUACAUUUGGUUUUUAGGGUGCCAUAUUGUUAAAAUUAGACAACUUACAUUGAAUAAAUGAAUGUGUUUUAUUGGUAACAAAUUUCAUUACAUUUACCAGUUUUAACACAGGUGGAUACAGAACCUCCAUUCUUUAGUCAUUCCAGGUGGAUCUCUGAGUUUUAUAUUCAAACUUUUAAUACAGUUUUUGAGUUUUGCGUGACUUGAAUUUUUAAUCUUUCUGUAAAAUACGUAACUUAAAUGAACAUAUUCUAUGUGUAUCUUUUCUUCAGAUACCAGAUUUGAUAUAAAUGUUGUAACAUAGGUGUGUAGAUAGUGACCUGGAUGGAACUGGCUUCUUGAUCGAGAAGAAUGUAAUUCUGCAUGAGGGCUUAAUGAAUCGAAACCUGUGUCCUGCCUGUGUGCAUACCCAAGUAAACACUGGAAAUAAACAUUGUUUUGGUGAACUUGG
Molecule: messenger RNA, 7144 nt
Organism: Equus quagga
Lineage: Eukaryota; Metazoa; Chordata; Mammalia; Perissodactyla; Equidae
Gene: ARHGAP21
Product: Rho GTPase activating protein 21
Exons: 26
Coding region: 495-6353 (1952 amino acids)
Biological process (GO): Golgi localization; signal transduction
Molecular function (GO): protein binding
Source: RefSeq, a predicted model, not a curated record